This is a messenger RNA of Culicoides brevitarsis, 1659 nucleotides long. RefSeq names its product putative fatty acyl-CoA reductase CG5065. Bases 64 to 1575 code for a protein of 503 amino acids. Gene Ontology annotation, biological process: long-chain fatty-acyl-CoA metabolic process. Gene Ontology annotation, cellular component: peroxisome. NCBI's taxonomy places the organism in Eukaryota, Metazoa, Arthropoda, Insecta, Diptera, Ceratopogonidae. The record is from RefSeq and is a predicted model, not a curated record. Gene Ontology annotation, molecular function: alcohol-forming very long-chain fatty acyl-CoA reductase (NADP+) activity. The transcript is spliced from 4 exons.
UGUUUCUGUCAACGUCUUUAUUAGAGUUUAAUUCUUAUUUCAAAAAGAAGAAGAAGUGAAAAAAUGGAUUCUCUCAUGUCAAUCAAAAGCUUCAUGCGAAACGCUACAGUUUUAAUUUCCGGAGCGACGGGUUUCAUUGGAAAAGUUUUAGUCGAAAAAUUACUUCGAGAAUGCCCUGAACUUGCCAACAUUUACAUCUUGGUACGCCCAAAAAAGGGAACUGAUGACAUUACAUCACGUUUUGCGGAAUACAAGGAGAAUAUUAUAUUUGACCACAUCAAACAAACGAAUCCAAGUGUAAUGGAAAAACUAUUACCGAUUCAGGGAGAUUUGAUGCAAAAUGGUCUCGGAAUGCACGAAAAUGAUUAUCGCUUGCUAUGCGAAUCUGUCAACAUUGUGUAUCAUUGUGCAGCAAGUGUUCGUUUCAGUGACCCAUUAAAAAUUGCAAUAAAAUUAAACUCACUUGGUACGAAGCAAAUGCUCGAUUUGGCUGAGCAAGCGAAAAAUUUGAAGGCAUUCGUUCAUGUCUCGACUGCCUUUUCAAAUGUUCAAGAAAAAUUGAUUAAAGAGGCAAUUUACGAGCCACUUUUUGACUAUCAUGCCGUCAUUGAGGCAACUUUGAAUGACAACGAUGCUUUUCUCGUCGAAGCUGAGCGAAAAAUUCUUAAACUUUUGCCAAACACGUACGUUUACUCGAAAAAUGUUGGCGAAAAGUUAGUUGAUGAUGUGAGCAAUCGAAUGCCCGUUUGCAUUGUUCGACCAUCAGUUGUUUGUCCUUCAUAUCGUGAUCCGUAUCCCGGAUGGGUUGAUUCCAUUAACGGGCCUGCGAGUGUUUUGCUUGGCGCAAGUACGGGACUUCUUCGUUGUGUACAUGGAAAAGGACAUUUGACGCCUGAUUUGUUGCCCGUUGAUUUUGCAUCAAAUGCGACAAUCGCUGCUUCAGUUCAAUGUGCUGAAUUAUGGGAAAAAGGAGGGCGAAAUUUGCAAGUUUUUAAUUUAACAACAAGUUCUGAGAUUCCCAUAACAUGGAAUGACUUUUUACAACUCGGAAGAAAAACUUACGAAAAAUAUCCUUCGAAAAGGGCAUUUUGGUAUCCCGGAGGUCGAAUGUACAAAAACUAUUGGGUUUUCGUAUUAGCAUUUACUGUCAUACAAUUCAUUCCUGCACUCGUGUUGGAUGGUUUGUUAGCGAUCAUUCAACGUCCUCGUUGGCUCGUACGCACUCAAAAGAAAAUCUGGAACAAUAUGAAGUUGUUUGAUUAUUUUUUGCAACAUCAAUGGAAAUGGGAGAACGACAAUUUGUUGAAGUUGUAUCAUCGUAUGGAGCUUUCAGAUCAAUACACUUUCAAUUUUGACGCAACAAUCGUCGACUAUCCAACUUACAUAGGAAAUUGGAUUUUCGGGUAUCGUAAAUUCAUCUUGAAACAAGGCGAUGAAUCAUUGCCGUCAGCAAAGCGAAAGUACAUGAUGUUGUAUUACAUAGACUUUGUAACAAAACUCUUAUUGAUUGGCUUAUUGGAUUUCUUGCUGCGAAAAUUACCUAUCUGGGACUUUGUGGGAUUGUCAAACUUUUAAAUUUUUAAUGACAUUUUCUGCUGUUUUCUUUUCUUUAACGUCGUAUUGACUUUUUAUUACAAUAAAUUUGAAUAUUCAAUCUUU